Arabidopsis thaliana (thale cress) is the source of this 1647-nucleotide messenger RNA. Its product is annotated as F-box and associated interaction domains-containing protein. The transcript has 2 exons. NCBI's taxonomy places the organism in Eukaryota, Viridiplantae, Streptophyta, Magnoliopsida, Brassicales, Brassicaceae. The record is from RefSeq and is marked reviewed. Bases 1 to 1647 code for a protein of 548 amino acids.
AUGAAUAGAGCAGAAAAUUUAGAUUCCAUCCCGACUGAUCUCAUUCUUGAGAUAUUCUCGAGAAUGUCAACAAAGUCCAUCGGGAGGUGUCGUUGCGUGUCGAAGCUAUGGAAGUCCAUGCUUGGCCAUCCAUAUUUCACCGAGUUGUUUUUGACAAGGUCCUCCGAUCAUCCACGUCUCUUAUUUGGGGUCAAAAGAGAGCGUCAGUGGCUUUUCUUCUCGUCGCCUCAGCCUCAAGAUCUUUAUGAGAAGUCAUCUCUUGUAGAUUUUCAUAUGAACUUCUCUGAUUUUCAUAUGAACUUCUCUGGAGACAUACGCAGAAACGAGUGUACAUAUGUUUCUGGUUUCAUCUAUUUCCCUAGAAAGCGGAUCAAAAAUUAUUUGUGUGAUUUCCGUGUGAUAUGUAACCCUAUCACGGGACAAUAUGCGAUCUUACAACUGAUAACAUUCCACGAGAAGAGAAGCUUUUUAGGGUUUGAUCCGAUUGACAAGCAAUUCAAGGUAUUGCGCAUGAAAUAUAAUGAUCGUGGUAUUGUUGUUCACCAUAUUCUGACAUUAGAACCUGGCAAAAUGAGGUGGAGAAAAAUCCGAUGUCCCUUAGCCCAUGAACCUUUCUGGGAAGAGAUAUGCGCCAAUGGGGUUUUGUAUUACUUAGCUGAACCAACUGAUGGAGGGUCUUAUGUGAUAUGUUGCUUUGAUGUUCGGUCUGAGAAAUUCAAAUUUAUUGACGCAAAAUGCUUUGGUGAUUUCUCUAUUCAAUUGAUCAAUUAUAAGGGUAAACUAGGUGGGAUUAGUUGGAAGUAUGAUACCGUCGAUGGAAAGCGUACCGUUGAGUUGUAUAUGUGGGUUCUAGAGGAUGUCGAGAAACAGAAAUGGUCCAAAUACGUCUACCCUUUGCCGGGGAAUUCCUACCAUUAUUCCGUUGCAGGAGUGACAGCUAAAGGUGAUAUUGUUUUUGUCAAGACUUACACAUCUAAACCGUUUUAUGUUUUCUACGUAAAUCCCGAAAAGAAAACUUUCCAACGCGUUGAAAUCCAUGGUAACCAUGAAGUGUUUGACACUAAUAAUCUAGUUUACGCCUUCGUAGACCAUGUAGAGGAUCUUCAGUUUGAUGUUAUGAAGAAAACAUAUGCUGCAAAACCUAUAAGCCCACCAAAACAGAAGCCUAAACCCCCGAGUACAGAAACAUCGUCUAGAGAAGAUCAUCAAGGGUGGAUAUCAAUAUCGUCUAGAAAAUAUCAUCAAGUGAGGACCAUUGCUCACCGGCAACAAGGUCGUCGUAAGUUUGAGAGCAUUAACAAAUUCAAUGCUCUGUAUCUUGAUGAUGGUGAUGAAGAUACCGUUGCUCACCAGCAACGAGAUCACCAUACUUUCAAGAGCAUUAGCAAAUUUAAAGCUCAGCGUCUUUUAGAUGAUGAUGAAUUUACAGGUGUCAAAACCAGUAAGUGUGACACUUCUCAUUUACAGAACAGAGUAACGGCGGUCCAUGAGCUUCAUAUUUGGUCAAUCACCGUCGGCAAAGUUUCUUUAGCUUCACAGGUUAGCAUCAAGCCCGAGGCAGACACAGACGCGAUACUUGACAAGGUGAUUGAAUAUAUCAAGAGACAUCAUGUAACUAUUCAAGUAGAAAAGGAACAGAACCCUUAG